Emiliania huxleyi CCMP1516 is the source of this 303-nucleotide messenger RNA. RefSeq lists its product as hypothetical. The transcript has a single exon. NCBI's taxonomy places the organism in Eukaryota, Haptophyta, Isochrysidales, Noelaerhabdaceae. The annotation marks the transcript as partial. The record is from RefSeq and is a predicted model, not a curated record.
AUGCGCCCGCCGUCAGCAAGCGCUAAGCGGGCACGAGGGACGCCGCCACCCGUGCGCGUGCUCAGCGAGGGAGAGGCGCUUGCCAAGCCGUCGACUGAUGAUCGGAGCUACAGGCUGGUCGAGCUGCCAAAUGCGAUGCGCGUGCUGCUGAUAUCCGACCCACAGAUGUCGGCGGAGGAGGACACCGGCGACGGCCACGGCGAUGAGGACGAGGGCGAGGGCGACAGUGAGGAGGGCGAGGAGGGCGAGGAGGGCGAGGAGGAGGGCGAGGGCGCGGACUCGGAGGGCGAGGGCGCGGACUCG